CCUACGACAUCUGACCUAAAUAUGAAGUCAUCCAGUAGGAUUUUCCAAUGUAUACUUCAAAUCCCUGCUCGCACAGCCAUCCUGUAGCGACUAUCUUGAACUUGACUUGCUGACGAGGUUGCUUGUCGGAAUUGUUUGACGUACGCAACAGUCACACUUCCGCUCGGGUGGGACGGGACAACAUUUGCACAUAUUUCUCUCUCUUUUUCUCUCCCCCCCCCCCUUCUGGAAAUGAGUCGUUUUCAUCAUCAUCAUCAUCAUCAUCAUCCGAAGUGCAGCGUCUUGCUUUUAAUGCUCACGUCGUAACGUUUUUUUUUUUGGAGAAGAUUUCAUCUUUGCAGAAGACUGAAAACGACGAUGGCGGAGAAACAGAAAAGCAGCGAACUCCAGUUUAUAAAGGAGCUGGUGGAUGAAUUGUACAAGUACAGAGAUUGCUACUUUGAGACUCACAGUAUGGAGGAGGCGCCCAGAAAACAACAAGACGUCGCACGAGAGUUGGAAAGGGUGCUGAAAAGGCUGCAGGAGACAGAAGAAAGCUACAAGCACAAAGCAGAGUUCCUGCUGCAGAAGGGCAGGUGCCUGAACGUCGCUCCGGAUUUCAGCGCCGCCGCCGAGGAUUGCCUGUCCCGCGCAGUGAAGCUGGAGCCCGGCCUGGUGCAGGGCUGGAACACUCUGGGAGAACAGUACUGGAAAAAGGGUGACCUGACGGCUGCCAAGAACUGCUUCAUGGGGGCCUUGCAGCAGAGCAAGAACAAAGUGUCUCUGCGAAACAUGUCCAUGGUUCUGAGGCAGCUCCCGGCGGCGGACGCCGACGCGCACAACAAGCAGGUUCUGGAGAGCGUGGAGGUGGCUCGGCAAGCUGUCCAACUGGACCUCACCGACGGCACGUCCUGGUGUGAGUCGGCCGAGCGGUCGGUCGAAAAGGGUUUGCGAUCCGUCGCUCUUAACUGCUCCUUGUGCGUCUUUUCAGAUAUUCUAGGCAACGCCUACGUGUCCCUCUUCUUCUCUUGCGGACAAAAGCCGCAAUUGUCCACGCAGGCUCUCAGUGCCUUCGCGCAAGCCGAAAGAGUGGACAGCGUCGCCGCUUGUUACCCCGAGCUUCACUUCAACCGAGCCACCCUGUUCCAGUACGAGGAAAUGUUCGGGUCGGCGCUGGGGGGCUACAGCCGCGCGGCCGCGCUGGACCCCGGCUGGCCGGAGCCUGCGGAGAAAGAACGGCAGCUGAUGGAGUACCUCAGUAACACCGCAGAACUCUGCCAGAAAAAGGGGAAGGUGAAGGCGCGGCGUUUACGCGGCAUGCUCUCCGGCCUGACCGCGUCGUCCCUGGGCCCGUGUUCCUCUCCCGACUUCCGCUCGUGGACGGGCCGCGUGGGCGCCCUGGAGCCGCGCCCGUCGAGCUCGCUGGCGCACGGCGUCAACGGCGGAGCGGCCGUCGUGGGGAAGGUGGUGUUCAGCCUGGCUUCCCGGGGCCGCAUGGCUUUUACGUUCGGCAUGGUGGACGGCGAGGAGACGUGCGUGGCGGUGAUGGUCUACAACACGGCCGACAGCUGGGGCGUCCUCAUCGGAGACACCGUGGUCGUUCCCGAGCCUCGUGUCAAAUGUCACAGUAUCACGCACAAAGGCGCGUCCUUUGACUUCAAGAGCGUCCGCGUGGACUCUCCCAUGUGCCUCGUUGUCAACGGAAGGCCGCAAAAUGUUCAGAGUGUGAUCGUCACUUCCGUCAGCUACAAGCCUCAGAGUGAAUGAAGACAGAAUUUGGGGAGGGGCGGGGGGGGCCGUGCGUCCAUCGUUGUUUUGUACAUAGUGCCCAGCUUAUUUAUUUGAAGGCUUGAUGCCAAUUGUCAACGAUGAAUGGUUGGAAAAUAAAGUUCCGCCCGUUACGCUGCUGUCGAUGGCGGUCCAACUGUUUGGAGGUUGAUGUGGAUCACAUGAAUCC
This is a messenger RNA of Syngnathoides biaculeatus (alligator pipefish), 1936 nucleotides long. RefSeq names its product tetratricopeptide repeat domain 5 (gene ttc5). The record is from RefSeq and is a predicted model, not a curated record. The coding region runs from base 358 to 1746 and encodes 462 amino acids. NCBI's taxonomy places the organism in Eukaryota, Metazoa, Chordata, Actinopteri, Syngnathiformes, Syngnathidae. The transcript is spliced from 8 exons. Gene Ontology annotation, molecular function: protein binding.